AUGGCCUGCAGCCCAGGCAGUGGGGCUUCCUUGGAGGGGAUUUCCCUGGGAUCCUCUGAAGAGGCAGAGCUCUGUAGGGAAGCCAUGCAGCAGGUCUUGGACAACCUGGGAUCCCUUCCCAAUGCCACCGGGGCUGCGGAACUGGACCUGAUCUUCCUUCGAGGCAUUAUGGAAAGUCCCAUAGUCAGAUCCCUGGCCAAGGCCCACGAGCGUCUGGAGGAGACCAAGUUGGAGGCUGUUCGGGAUAACAACCUGGAACUGGUGCAGGAAAUCCUCCGGGACCUGGCACAGCUGGCAGAGCAGAGCAGCACCGCUGCGGAGCUGGCCCGCAUUCUCCAGGAGCCUCACUUCCAGUCCCUCCUGGAGACUCAUGACUCAGUGGCCUCAAAGACCUAUGAGACACCACCGCCCAGCCCAGGUCUAGAUCCCACGUUCAGCAAUCAGCCAGUCCCUCCUGACGCGGUGCGCAUGGUGGGCAUCCGCAAGACAGCUGGAGAACAUCUGGGCGUGACAUUCAGAGUGGAGGGCGGUGAGUUGGUGAUUGCUCGCAUUCUGCACGGAGGCAUGGUGGCUCAGCAAGGCCUGCUGCAUGUUGGUGACAUCAUCAAAGAAGUGAAUGGGCAGCCGGUGGGCAGCGAUCCCCGGGCAUUGCAGGAGCUCCUGCGCAGCGCCAGCGGCAGCGUCAUCCUCAAGAUCCUGCCCAGCUACCAGGAACCCCACCUGCCCCGACAGGUAUUUGUUAAAUGCCACUUCGAUUAUGACCCUGCCCGAGACAGCCUCAUCCCCUGCAAGGAAGCAGGCCUUCGCUUCAACGCUGGGGACUUGCUCCAGAUUGUAAACCAAGAUGACGCCAAUUGGUGGCAGGCAUGCCACGUAGAAGGGGGCAGUGCUGGUCUCAUACCCAGCCAGUUGCUGGAGGAGAAGCGGAAAGCAUUUGUGAAGCGGGACCUGGAGCUGACCCCGACCUCAGGGACCCUAUGUGGCAGCCUUUCAGGAAAGAAAAAGAAGCGAAUGAUGUAUUUGACUACCAAGAAUGCAGAGUUUGACCGCCACGAGCUGCUCAUUUAUGAGGAGGUGGCCCGCAUGCCCCCAUUCCGCCGGAAAACCCUGGUGCUGAUUGGCGCGCAGGGUGUGGGCCGGCGCAGCCUGAAAAACAAGCUCAUUCUGUGGGAUCCAGACCGCUACGGCACCACAGUGCCCUACACAUCCCGGAGGCCCAAGGACACAGAGAGGGAAGGGCAGGCGUACAGCUUUGUGUCUCGUGGGGAGAUGGAGUCUGACAUCCGCGCUGGGCGCUACCUGGAACAUGGCGAGUAUGAGGGCAACCUGUAUGGCACACGUAUCGACUCCAUCCGGGGCGUGGUUGCCUCCGGCAAGGUGUGCGUGCUGGAUGUCAACCCCCAGGCGGUGAAGGUCCUGAGGACAGCCGAGUUUGUCCCUUAUGUGGUAUUUAUUGAGGCCCCUGACUUUGAGACCCUGCGAGCCAUGAACCGGGCUGCACUGGAGAGCGGAGUGUCCACUAAACAGCUGACGGAGGCAGAUCUGAGACGGACAGUGGAAGAGAGCAGCCGAAUCCAGAGGGGAUAUGGCCACUACUUCGACCUCAGCCUGGUCAACAGCAACCUCGAGAGGACCUUCCGUGAGCUCCAGGCUGCCAUGGAGAAGCUUCGAACAGAGCCCCAGUGGGUGCCCGUCAGCUGGGUGUACUGA
This is a messenger RNA of Cricetulus griseus (Chinese hamster), 1710 nucleotides long. Lineage: Eukaryota; Metazoa; Chordata; Mammalia; Rodentia; Cricetidae. The record is from RefSeq and is a predicted model, not a curated record.